Molecule: messenger RNA, 1035 nt
Organism: Aspergillus ruber CBS 135680
Lineage: Eukaryota; Fungi; Ascomycota; Eurotiomycetes; Eurotiales; Aspergillaceae
Product: isopenicillin N synthase family dioxygenase
Exons: 2
Coding region: 1-1035 (344 amino acids)
Molecular function (GO): dioxygenase activity
Source: RefSeq, a predicted model, not a curated record
AUGACUACCGAUUCAAACCAGCCAGCACCUACAGUUGUAGAUAGGGAUGACAUACAGAUUCCAAUCAUCGACUUUGCGCCCUUUCUAUCCGGCACGCCAGCAGGAAAACAUUCCGUGGCCCUUUCUGUGACCAAUGCAUUCAGGAACUCGGGCUUUCUAUACCUUAGAGGCCACGGAAUUCCACCAUCUGUCGUAUCUAAGACAUUUGCCUCGUCAGCACGCUUCUUCGCUCGACCACAGGAUCAGAAAGACAGUUUGCGCUGGACCGGUCCCGUGUCUAACCGUGGGUAUAUUGCGACAGGACAGGAGAAACUGGUUCCAGUAGAGGACACUGCUGGGAUCGAAAACCUGCGUACUACAAGCCCAGACUUCAAAGAGUCAAUGGAGAUUGGAAAGGAAGGGGUAGUUGGUAUGGUGAACCAAUGGCCCGACCAUAUUGACGAAGAAGGACGGUCUUUCAAGCAAACCAUGCUCUUAUUCUUCGAAACCUGCAAUACCCUACAAAUGCAAAUCAUGCAAGCCAUCGCCCUCGGAAUGAACCUGCCAGAACACUUUUUCGAGAAGUACAUCGACGCAGGCGACAACAUCCUCCGUCUGCUGCACUAUCCACCCAUCCCUAAAGAUAUUUUCCAGCGACAACCGGGUCAAGUCCGCGCUGGGGAACAUAGUGAUUACGGCUCAAUCACACUAUUGUUCCAAGAUGCUCGGGGAGGACUGCAAGUGCGCAGUCCGAAGGGAACGUUUGUCGAUGUGACUCCGGUCCCGGAUACUAUUGUUGUAAACACAGGUGAUUUGCUGGCGAGGUGGGCUAAUGAUAAUAUUACGAGUACGCGACAUCGGGUUGUUGAGCCACCUGUGUCGGCUGGGGAUGAGGGAGAGUACCCUGCACGGUAUAGUGUUGCUUAUUUCUGCAAUCCGAAUACAAACCAGGUUAUUGAAGCGCUGCCGGGAACGUAUGAUGAGCAGGAAGGAAGGAAGUAUCCGGGCAUUAAGGCUUUGGAUUACCUUAUUCAACGGCUGGGGGCGACUAUAUGA